Molecule: messenger RNA, 7001 nt
Organism: Echinops telfairi (small Madagascar hedgehog)
Lineage: Eukaryota; Metazoa; Chordata; Mammalia; Afrosoricida; Tenrecidae
Gene: TECPR2
Product: tectonin beta-propeller repeat containing 2
Exons: 19
Coding region: 1625-5860 (1411 amino acids)
Molecular function (GO): protein binding
Source: RefSeq, a predicted model, not a curated record
UGUGUUGUCUGUGAGGAUGGUGACAUGAGGACGUUUGGGAUUAUCCAUCCACUGUGUGCCUCACUGUUUUUGUUGAUCCUCAUUAAGAAGUGUGCUUUGGGGGAGUGCUUAAUGGCCUGGGUGUGAUGGGUUAUGAGUAGCUUUUAUUGACUGGACUCCUUUGCGCUUUCCUGUACUCGUACAUCUCCUAUAGUGAGCGUUUAUAAGAUUCCAUCUUUUAAAUUACACAGGAUAAGAAUUCAGUGGAUCCCUGGUGAGGCCGCUCACAAGCACUUAGCUAGCCCAGAGGCUGGCAUUUGGAGCCCACCAGAACCUGCGCAAGGAAAGAGCUGGUGAUUUGCGCCCAGAAAGAUGGCUGUGGUUUGGGGCCCACAGAGCAAAACACCGCCUGCUCCUCCGCCAUCCUCACAACUGUGGACGUUGGAGCCCAGGUCGCAGCCAGACCAUCUGUUGAGAACACGUCCAGCCAGAAUAUGAGAGACAAAGUCUCAGCAGCUGUACGCCUUCCAACGCAGGCUGAUUUGUUCUUCGGGCAGUCCACGGCGUACUCAGUAUCCCCCUACCACCGCAAUUCACCCGCAUUGCUGCCUCUCCAGUCUUCCGUGUGGAGUGCUGGAAAACACCGUGGCUUUCGGCUUUGGGGCCCCUUAGUCCUCAGACUGACAUCUUUGCUCUUUCACUGUUCCAGGAGGCCUUUUGCAGCAAAUCGGCCCAGUGCGAUAAGUGGUUUGAUUUCUUGGCUGCUGCCUCCAUGAGUGUUGAUGAUCAUCUGGGCGACCUGACGGGGCGGCCUGCACCACUGUCCCCCAGGGCUGCUGGGAGUCGGAAUCCUCUCGAGGGCACCCAACAGGGCUGGAGCAGGCCGGCGAGCACUGGUUAAAGGGCAACAUGCUGUGCAAGGGCUGAGAGUCUUUCCGAAGGGAAGCCGAGCUCCCAGUGCACAGAGGCAUGGGUCUGUGUGUGGCACAGAUGCCAGGCUCCGAGCUCCCAAGAAGCUGUGCAACGCUGGGGUUGGUCUGUCUCCUUGGUACAGUGAGCAGCUUCCACAUCCGGGAUUGGCUUACACAUCUCCUGGGACAGAAUGUCUUUCCUGUUCCUUCCACACCCCAUCCAUCCUGGCAGGCUUCCUGGCACAGUUGUUGCCAACGGAGCCUUGUCCCAGCUGCCAUUAAUCCAUGCUGGGCUCGCCCUCUUCUCUCCAAGGCCAGAGCCCAGCUCCUAAUCCCACGUGGCCUCAUACUUCUCCUCUCUGCUCACUUGCUCCUCUGGCCAGAACAAAAGCUCUUUGAGAAUAAGAACUCCAUUUUAAAAAUAUUGCUUUAUAUACUUUCCACCUCUCCGUAGACUGUACCCCCACAUGAAUCAGAAGGAUCAGUCCAUAUUAAAGUGCAUUUUGAACUAAAAGUGCUCAAAAGCAAUCCAAACAACACCCCGAGUGUGGAUUGUUUUCUCUCUUGAAUCAAGCCCCAGCUGUAAUUCUUCCCCACUUGGAAGGUCUCGGUUCCUGCUCUGAUGCAUCGCUUCUUUGGGCCAUGACUGGGCACUGGGAGAGUGACCGUGCCUUGUUCUUCAGCCCCCAGGUCUCCCUCGAUGUCCAAGUUCCCUUCCUCCCUGAGGACCAUCCAUGGAAACCUUGGCCAUGGCAUCGCCCUCAGAGCCCGUGACCUUCCGAGAGUUCUGCCCUCUGUAUUAUCUCCUCAAUGCCAUUCCCACAAAGAUCCAGAAGGGCUUCCGCUCCAUCGUGGUCUACCUCACGGCCCUCGACACCAACGGGGACUACAUCGCAGUGGGCAGCAGCAUCGGCAUGCUCUACCUGUACUGCAGGCACGUCAACCAGAUGCGGAAGUACAACUUCGAGGGGAAGACGGAGUCCAUCACGGUGGUGAAGCUGCUGAGCUGCUUCGAUGACCUGGUGGCGGCAGGCACGGCCUCAGGCAGGGUGGCAGUGUUUCAGCUCGUGUCCUCCUUGCCAGGGAGAAAUAAGCAGCUCCGGAGAUUUGACGUCGCCAGCAUUCACAAAAGCAGCAUCACAGCCCUGGCUUGGAGCCCCAAUGGAAUGAAGUUGUUCUCUGGAGAUGACAGAGGGAAGAUCGUCUAUUCGGCUCUGGAUCUAGACCAGGGCGUCUGCGACUCCCAGUUGGUGCUGGAGGAGCCCUCGUCCAUCGUGCAGCUCGACUACAGCCAGAAGGUGCUGCUCGUCUCCACGCUGCAGAGAAGCCUGCUCUUCUACACCGAAGAGAAGGCUGUCAAGCAGAUCGGGGCCCAGCCAAGGAAGACGGCUGGGAAGUUUGGGGCUUGUUUUAUACCCGGACUCUGCAAGCAAAGCGACCUGACGCUCUAUGCCUCGAGGCCCGGCCUACGGCUGUGGAAGGCCGAUGUCCAGGGCACUGUCCAGGCCACGUUCAUCCUGAAAGAUGUUUUUGCUGGGGGCGUCAAUCCUUUCGAGCUGUACCCUCGCCUGGAGCCCGCUGACCAGGGCGGCUGCAGUGCGCCUGAGAAGCACCUGGGGCUGGUCUCCUGCUUCUUUCGAGAAGGCUGGGUGUUGAGCUGGAAUGAAUAUAGCAUCUAUCUUCUGGACACCAUCAACCAGGUCACAAUUGCCGGUUUGGAAGGGGCUGGCGAUAUCGUGUCUGUUUCCUGCACGGCAAAUGAGAUCUUCCUUUUAAAGGGAGACAGGAACAUCAUCCGGAUCUCCAGCAGGCCCGAAGGCUCUGCGUCUGGAGGUCUGGAAAUACCAGCGUGUGCCGAGCGAGUCCAUGCGGAGCUCUUGGAGAAGCCGCCGGGGGCCCCCGGCUCUGAGGUGCGGCGCCGAGGCUGCUCAGUGGCCAGCUCUGUGGCCAGCGAGCCCCGGAGCCGGAGCAGCUCGCUCAACUCCACGGAUAGUGGCUCCGGGCUCCUGCUGCCUCCCGGCCCCCACCCCGCCCCCGAGCCUAGGCCGGGCAGCCAGCCCCCCUCACAGAGAUUCAGCCUCAUCAGCUCGGAAGACUUUGACCAGGAGCUUGUGGUGAAGCCCAUCAAGGUGAAGAAGAGGAAGAAGAGGAGGAAGCCAGAAAGUGGGAGCAGCAGCACCCACCACAGCUCCCUGGAGUCGACACCCUGCUGCGAGUUUCCCGGUGGGAGCCCCCCGUCGCUAACCUCGGACUUGCUGUCUGUCACCUCCAGUGUCCUAGGCAGCAAUGUGGACCUACUGAGCGCAGCGUCCCCCGACCCAGAGAGCAGCCUCUGGGGCGGGCUGAGCAGCGGCCUGCCAGCGAGCAACAGCUCAGAGACGUUUGGUGUGCUGGAGGCCCCUGGGGCCACCCCCGACGCCCUGGGAAAGGAGGCCAAGGACAGAACGGAAGUCCCACAGUGUGACCCUGCGGGAGGCGAGGACCUGCUGCAAGGAGGGUGUGGUGCCCCCCUGCUCCUGGGGGACGAUGUGGACACAGAGCCCGGAGAGGAGCGAGGUCCUACAGAGGUCAGGCCCAGCCUCAAGCAGCCACCCUUCCAAGAGCAGGACAGCUCAGCCCGAUCACACGAGACGGGGGACGUGGAGCCCAGUGGCCCCCCGAGCAUGCCUUCUGAAGACCCCCUUCUGGACCCUCUCGCUUUGCCAUCCAGCCUUUGUGUGACCUCAGGAGCAGAGCUGCUGCUGCCUGACCCGAGGGCCAACUGGGGCCCCUCCACGGAGCCCAACUGGGAGCAGCGCUUCUUCCCGGGCCCGAGUCCCUGGCUUGACGGUCCUGGGGAUGACACAAGUCGGAGCCAGGUGGCCAGUUUGCAGUGUGACUGGGGGAGCAGGGGAGGAGAGCUGGAGCCCGCAGUCUCAGCUGCAGCCACCAGUGUCCACGGGCCUGCGCUCCGGCAGCCAUCACGAGAGCAAGUGUCCUCGUCCAGUGACGAGGAGGACAUCUAUGCCCACGGGCUUCCCUCGCCGUCCUCGGAGGCUGGCGCAGCAGAGCUCGGAGGCAGCCGCUCACUGCUGGAUCUGGGCCGGCCAGCUGCAGACACUGCCGGGCUGCUGAAGGCUGAUCAGUUUGCAGAGAGCUGGAUGGGCUACUCGGGCCCCGGCUACGGCAUCCUCAGCCUGGCCGUCUCGGAGAAGUACCUCUGGUGCCUGGACUACAGAGGUGGCCUGUUCUGCAGUGCCCUGCCUGGCGCCGGGCUGCGGUGGCAGAAGUUUGAGGACGCCGUCCAGCAGGUGGCGGUCUCACCCUCAGGAGCCCUUCUCUGGAAGAUCGAGCAGAAGUCCAACCGCGCGUUUGCCUGUGGGAAAGUGACCAUCAAGGGGAAGCGGCACUGGUACGAAGCCCUGCCGCAGACGGUGUUUGUGGCGCUGAGCGAAGACACGGCCUGGGCCGUCAGGACGAACGGAGACCUCUACCUGCAGACAGGCCUCAGCGUGGACCGACCCUGUGCCAGAGCCAUGAAGGUCGACUGCCCGUACCCGCUGUCCCAGAUCACGGCCCGCAGCAGCGUGGUGUGGGCCCUGACGGAGCAGCGGUCUCUGCUCUACCGAGAGGGCGUGAGCAGCUUCUGCCCUGAGGGCGAGCAGUGGAAGUGUGACAUCAUCAGUGAGAGGCAGGCGUUGGAGCCUGUGUGCAUCGCCCUCGGGGACCAGCAGACACUCUGGGCCCUGGAUACCCACGGAAACCUGUGGUUCCGAACUGGCGUGGUUCCCAAGAAGCCACAGGGGGAUGACAACCAUUGGUGGCAAGUGAGCAUCACAGACUACGUGGUGUUUGACCAGGGCAGCCUGUUCCAGACCAUCGUCCAUGCCACGCACUCAGUAGCCACCGCGGCACAGGCCCCCGUCGAGAAGGUGGCCGAUAAGUUGCGCAUGGCGUUCUGGUCUCAGCAGCUCCAGUGCCAGCCCAGCCUCCUGGGCAUCAACGCCUGCGGCGUCUGGCUGUCCUCGGGCCGCAACGAGCUCCACGUCGCCAAAGGCAGCCUCGUCGGCACUUACUGGAGUAACGUCGUUCCCCGAGGGACCGCUUCUGCCACCAAAUGGGCCUUUGUGCUGGCCUCUGCAGCUCCCUCGAAAGAAGGAAGCUCCCUGUGGCUGUGCCAAAGCAGUGAGGACCUGUGCCGAGCCAGCACCCAGAGCGCCCAGGCCCGGCCCUGCACUGUGCAGCUCCCCCCCGAGGCUGAGAUGAAGGCCUAUGCCGCCUGCCAGGACGCACUGUGGGCACUGGACAGCCUCGGGCAAGUGUUCAUCAGGACGCUGUCCCGGAGCUGCCCCACAGGGAUGCACUGGACUCGGCUGGACCUGUCCCAGCUAGGAGCUGUGAAGCUGACCAGCUUGGCCUGUGGAAAUCAGCACAUCUGGGCCUGUGACUCCAGGGGGCACGUUUACUUUCGCGUCGGAACCCAGCCUCUUAACCCCAGUCUGAUGCUUCCUGCCUGGAUAGCUAUUGAGCCACCUGCCCAGCCCGCUGGGGUCAUCUUGGUCAGCAUCCACUGCAGCCCCAAUGACCAGAUGCUCUGGGCAGUCGACAGCAAGUGGAACGUGCACGUCCGCGUGGGCAUCACCGAGGAGAUGCCAGUGGGGACUGACUGGGAGCAUGUGCCAGGACUACAAGCCUGUCAGCUGGCACUGAGCUCGAGGACUGUGUGGGCCCGCUGCCCCAAUGGCGACCUUGCCCGGCGCUACGGAGUCACUGACAAGAACCCAGCUGGAGACUACUGGAAGAAAGUUCCUGGGAGCGCGGCGUGUGUCACAGUGACUGCUGCGGACGAGCUGUGGGCGAUUGGUCCACCAGGCUGUCUCCUCCAGCGGCUGACAAAGACCUUCAGCCACUCACACGGCUCCCAGAAGGGCAGCCUGGCCACCACCACACCCCACCCUGAGGACUUCGAGGAUGAGUGGGAGGUCAUCUGAAGGGACCUUGGGCCCAAGCCCUCACAAGAGGAGCCAGGCUUAGGGGACAGGCCUCAGCCCCCUCGUGCAGCCAGGUUGGCCUGCCCUGCUUCCCGUCCUACUUCGUCUCCAUCUUGUCCAGAACGCUCGCCUCGCUCUUGUCCAGAACGAGUGACCCUGCCCCAGGGCUGCUUCCUGAGUGCAUGACAGCACCUUGCAGUCCAGUCCCUGUCAUUGUGGAAGGCCCAGGCUCCCAAGGGAGCAGGUGGGGAGGAGGGGCUUACUGCCCCUACUGGCCGCUGUCAGUCCCAAGGCCUUGUGGGAGUGGGGUGAGGUGCUCAGCACCGUGCGAUGCUCAUCCCAGGUGGUCCAUCUCCACUGGAAUGAGACACAAGUUCUGGUACAUUCCACGAUGCUAGACUUCCACAUGGUGGCUUGGGCUGCUCGUGGAUGGAGAACACACCACAUGGCACAAGGCAGAGCCAGGCCGCCACCUGCAGCCCGUGCUCCAAAGUGGCAGUCACAACCAUGGGAUGCAGAUGGGGGCGUGUGGGCGCGCAUUGCUGGGAGCUACGCUCGCUCCUGCCUUGGCUCUUCCAAGGGACCGCUCCAUGGUGGCGGCACUGUCAGGGGACGGCACUACUGAUUGCCUUUGUCUGUUACAUUACAAACCCAUCUGAGAUACCUCAUCUGAACCCUGCUCUGCCUGGUCUGCACGUGGCUUUUCUGGUAUUGGGGGUCCUCUCCCACAGCCUGGGCAGCCAGGGGCUCUAGGGCUAGCAGGCUCUCCAGAGAUGGCCAGCACCUUCAGUUCAGCCAACACCCUGCAAUUUCUAUGAGGGACCUACUGUAGUCAUGUCAGGAUACUGGCCCUGAGGUCAGCCUUCAGGGCCCACCUGUCAUUGGCAUGGGAGUCCAGUGCCACCACAGCCCCUGCCCCUCAGCACUUGUGUGUCUACAAGAGCCGCAAGACAAAGGGUCUCAGGGCCAGCAGCCAGCGGGGAGGCGGGAGGGAGCUUGGCAGGCUGUGCAGGCUAGGACACUUCCAGGUGUCACUGAGCCCCGAGCUCGGACCACAGUGCAAUCCCACUCCCCUGCGUACACUUAUUGUUCAGGUUGUAACUCUUAGCUGUGAGACAGUGCAAUAAAGGGACUUUUCCAA